This is a messenger RNA of Ziziphus jujuba (common jujube), 4466 nucleotides long. Its product is annotated as glucan endo-1,3-beta-D-glucosidase 1. NCBI's taxonomy places the organism in Eukaryota, Viridiplantae, Streptophyta, Magnoliopsida, Rosales, Rhamnaceae. The transcript has a single exon. Gene Ontology annotation, molecular function: endo-1,3(4)-beta-glucanase activity. The coding region runs from base 1057 to 3093 and encodes 678 amino acids. The record is from RefSeq and is a predicted model, not a curated record.
CCUAAAGAGGCAAAGCAACAAUUAAUACAUGCUAAAAAAAACGAAUACAUGUAAUUCUGAAGCAACAUUCGAACGGUUAUUUUCAACCCAAAAAACAUUCAAACGGUCAUUUAUUAGCUCCUUAGGCCACAUCUUAUAUUAAAAUUUAUAGGCAACAGAGAUUGUAUCAAUCAGGGUUAACAUCCAAGAAAAAUAUAUUUUAUGGUUAAUUUCCCUCUGUUUUAACCUAACAACCUCUUAAUAUUAGAACUCGGGCUUCAGACUAUGCCUUUAAAUAACCAAUUUUUAACAUUAAUGCAGUUCUUGAUUUAGUUGAAAACAAAUUCGAUUUCUAUUGUUAUUCUUUUCUGAGUCACAGACAACAUAAUAAUUGGUAAUUUCAUGGUUCAGGGUUGAGCAAGAUUCUAAAAACAAACUUUUUGGUUGUGGACUUUUAAGACUAGCAUAGAAAGGACGAGGAAUUGGAUCGCCUUAAAAGCGGAACUGGCUUUGGUUAUAACGGCUAUUUAAACAAGAGGUGAGGGAGACUAAAUUUGUUUCGAUAUAACAUCUCUCCUUUUUUAGGUAAAUAAACUCAUAUGGGGAAUUUUUCUUAGGUUUUGGUCAUAUCAAAACCAAAAAAGAAAAGCAAACAAGCGAAAAUUGAUUUUAUAUUUUUCUUAAAACUUUCCUGAAUACCAAAAGAUAAAUGAAAUUCCUGCUUCUUUUCUUCUUCUUCUUUUUAUUUUUAUUAUUUAUUUUUUUAUUUUUUGUAAAUUUACAACUUGGUUCAGCCCACUUCCUCCAAUGUUAACGAAAAAUUCAUGUCCCACUCUGGAUAAGCUUUGGGUCAAUUAACGUUGGUAACUAAACCUCGUACACCAUUCAUUUCUUCCUAGUUUCCCGCCGCCGAUUUGUCUUAACCAUUUCAUCGUUUCACUCACAACCAAUCCUUAUUAUAAAUUCCUUCUACUCCUAGGCAAUUAAACCUCCCACAGAAUAUCAAAAACUCAUAAGAAAUUAAGCUCAAAGCUUCUUAAAUGGUAGUAAAUUCAUGUGCAUUUUGAAUCCCCUAAUAUGACACCAGCACUAGCAGCAACCCCUUUCCUCUUCCCUCAAGCUCCUUCUACUGUCCUCCCUGAUCCUUCACUCUUCUUCUCCCCUCGUCUGCAAAAAAAUCCACUCCCUACUAACUCUUUUUUCCAGAACUAUGUCCUCAAUGAAGGUGACCAGCCUGAGUACAUCCACCCCUACCUCAUUAAGUCCUCUAAUUCCUCUCUUUCCAUCUCUUUCCCAUCUUUCUUAUUCAAUGCUUCUUUGAUAUACCAGCUUUUCUCAGCUGAUCUUACCAUCUCUGCCUCAGAAAAGAAUAACCCAGAUUCGCAUAAAAGUCAUAUAAUCUCUUCCUUUAAUGAUCUUAGUGUCACCUUGGACCUUCCCUCUUCAAAUCUUCGAUUCUUUCUUGUUCGAGGCAGCCCUUUUCUUACUUGUUCCGUCACUGGUGGCACUGCAGUUUCCAUCUCAACCAUCCAUAAAAUCCUCUCAUUUACUUCAAAUGAUUCACGGACCAAGUAUACCAUCAAGCUUGACAACAAACAGACAUGGCUUAUCUACACAUCCUCACCAAUCAAUAUGGCUCACAGUGAAUCUUCCGUAGCUUCUGAUAACUUUUCUGGUAUAAUUCGGAUUGCCAUGCUGCCAGAUUCGAAUCCACAGAACGAGGCAGUCCUUGAUCAGUUUAGCUCUUGUUACCCUGUUAGUGGAGUUGCUGCAUUCACAAAUCCAUUUACUUUGGAAUACAAGUGGAAGAAAAAAGGUCAGGGUGAUUUGCUUAUGCUAGCCCAUCCUCUCCAUCGUCGACUUCUUUCUAAAGAUGAUUGUGAUGUAACUGUUUUGAAGGACUUCAAAUAUAAAAGCAUAGAUGGUAAUCUUGUUGGAAUUGUUGGCAAUUCAUGGGUACUGAAAUCUGAUCCUAUUUCAGUAACUUGGCACUCCAUCGGAGGCAUCAAAAAGAAAUCAAAAGCUGAAAUCAUUUCUGCACUACGUAAAGAUGUUGCGGCUCUAAACGUGUCAUCUAUAGCAACAAGUAAUUCAUAUUUCUAUGGCAAGUUAAUCAGCAGAGCGGCAAGGUUCGCGUUAAUCGCCGAGGAAGUCUCUUUUCUUAAGGUGAUUCCUACAAUCAAAAAGUUCUUGAAGGCUUUGAUUGAGCCAUGGUUGGAAGGAACUUUCGAAGGGAAUGGAUUUCUAUAUGAUGGUAAAUGGGGAGGAAUUGUAACUAAACAAGGAGCAGGGGACAUUGCAGCAGAUUUUGGGUUUGGAGUAUAUAACGAUCACCAUUUUCAUCUUGGCUACUUUGUUUAUGGGAUUGCAGUGCUUGCCAAAAUUGACCCAGCAUGGGGAAGGAAGUACAGGCCUCAAGCAUAUUCAAUCAUGGCAGAUUUUAUGAACUUGGGAAGACAGUCGAAUCCAAAAUAUCCACGCCUGAGAUGCUUUGACCUCUAUAAAUUGCAUUCAUGGGCUUCAGGGCUUAAUGAAUUUGCAGAUGGGAGGAACCAGGAAAGCACGAGCGAGGCAGUGAAUGCUUAUUACUCAGCAGCUUUGAUGGGUUUAGCCUAUGGAGACACCAAACUUAUAGCCACUGGAUCAAUUCUUGCAGCAUUGGAGAUUCAAGCAGCUCAAACCUGGUGGCAUGCAAGGGAAGGAGGUAAACUGUAUGGGAACGAGUUUACUAAGGAAAAUAGAGUGGUUGGUGUUCUUUGGUCAACAAAAAGGGAUAGUAGUCUUUGGUUUUCACCUCCGGAGUCAAGAGAGUGUAGACUUGGAAUUCAAGUGCUUCCUCUGUUGCCUAUCACUGAAGUCUUGUUCUCCGAUGUUGGUUAUGUGAAGGAGCUUGUGAAAUGGACAUUACCAGCUUUGCAAAGGAAUGGAGUUACAGAAGAAUGGAAAGGCUUCGUCUAUGCUUUGGAAGGGAUUUAUGACAAAGAAAGUGCGUUGAAGAAGAUUAUGUCCUUGAAUGCUUUUGAUGAUGGGAAUUCGCGCUCUAAUAUUCUAUGGUGGAUUCACAGUAUAACUGGGGUGAAAGGAGAUAAUAAACAAAAUAACUUACCGGUUUAACAUAGCCUGAGUCACUGGCUAGAAUAAUUUUCAUUUCCAGAGUACAAUAUGGGCAUUCAAUACUUAAGUGGGAUCUCGGUAUUGAUUAUGCUCAUUUGCAUUUAGAAGCCCCUUCCUUAUAUACGCAUACCCAUCUUCAGUCCAUGUAACUAAGCUUCUCUCAAUGCUACUAGUAUCUUUUAUUUUUUAUACAAAUUUCUAUUUGUGCAUGUAUGAAUGUAGAAUACUUGUGUUCUAUAAGAAGAAAGAACACAAUUCUGUUACUUAGAUGAUUCUAUGGUAAAAUAUGUUGAGAAAAAACAAAUACAGAGAUUUAGGCAUUACCAACUUUAUUCUCCGUCCAUGCAAAUUCGAACUUUGAACUUUUUUGUUGCCGUCCGUUAGGGUUAGGCAUCAUUGCUAAAUAUGGACAGCAAGUACUUGGUGUAUGUCUUCCAUUAUUAAAUAUAUAUAUAUAUAUAUAUAUAUAUAUAUAUAUAUAUAUAUAUUUCCUUAACACAUCAGUUAGAAUUGUAUCCUCUUAUAAAUGGAAAACUAUGUUUCUAAAAAUAUCCGAUAUCUUCAAUAGGAUAACGAGCACCAAGUCACAGCUUCCAACCAUAUUGAAAAUAUUAUAAAAUUCAUCACACACACGAUGGAGAACACCAAGUCAAAGCCAGUUCAAAUCAUAGUUUAUCGUUUUUAUUAGGCAUGGUGCUCAUGGCCAGAAUAAGCAUAUUCCAAAUUUGCAAUAUCUUUGAUUUUAAUUAUCGAUUAGCAAUAUCUUAGCUGUUUAUUGAUAUUCAUUAUAGUUAUAACUUAUAUCAUCUUUUUUCCAAGCUUUCCACAGAACUGACUGCAAUGCAACAAGAACUACCUAUCACAUCGUCUAAAACAAGCCCUUUACAUGAUAUACAUUACUAUAUUUGAUCACAAUUCACAAGGAGGAUAAGUACACAAAAAAGGGAGUCAAUUCCUAUAUGUUAAACAUUCACCCAAUAACAUGUUCCAAAUUGCAGAAACCCACUGAAACACGACUGCCAAUCCAUUAGUUGUAAGGUAACAUUUCUAAAAAUGCCAAAGCUAAUUCCUUCCUUUUAGAUAUUUGAGAACUUCAGCCACACAUAUAACACACAAAAAUGCACACAGGUAAUAGUUUAUCUUUUUCAAACGAGCAUUAAUUUCUUUCAUGCUUUCGAUGAUUGCUCUCAUUUCAUUCAUGCACUCUUCAAGUUGGUCCAAAAUUGUAUUUGUCCCAUACCUGCGUUCCUCAAAGUUCCGUUGAUGAACGUCACUCUCCGGCAAGUCAUCCUCCCACGCCCGGUACCGGCACAUUUCAGUUGCUAAGAGGCAAAAGUAACCCUUUAAUACAUGCUACUAUGCCUCCAUAAUCU